GAGAGGACAAUGAACCUCCAUGGUAAUGUUUUAUAUGUAACUACUGAGGAAGAAUAUUGAUAUGGGUAACAUAAGCAAUGCUAGAAACUUAACGAUAACGGGAAGUCGCAAUGAGAUGUCUUGAGAGUUAUCACAAUCCUAUCCCGCACCAGUGACCAACUUUCACCGGGAAAUAGCCAAGGUUCUUCGUGAAUGCAUCUUGAUGGAAUGGAUCGAAGGCGUAUAUAUGGUUGAGAGCGAAGAUGGCUAGAUAAGUAGUAUAUGUCUGCGAAAUCAUGCUCGAUUCUGCAUCGUUCGAUCAAAAUAGAAAGAGAAAUCGAGAGUUUGUUGCGGGACAUGAGGAUUGGGAGGGUUGUGGGUUUGUGAUAAAAUCUUGUCGGUUUAAUCGAUCAAAACCCGGUUUUCGAACGAUUAUGUGGAAAACACAGGAUAAGUAACCCCGUGAUGUUGAAUUGUGUGUUAGAUUCUCUGCUGCAUUUUUGUCCAAAGGAGCUUUAAAGGGAUUUGAAUUAAGAUGAGACGAUGAGGUGGUAAAUGGAAGUGCGAGAUAUUCAUAAUGGGUUGAAUAUGGAAGAAGUGCUGGGGAUGUAUUUAGAAAAUUCUUAGUACACCUGGGCAUCAUACGUACUAGGCAUCCCGAUAAGGUAAUAAAUAACCGACCCCGCCUUGUCCGCUUAAAGCGAGGGGCAAAUACUUGUAUCACUAUCAGUAGAUAGAUAACAACUACAUCAUCGGAAUAUAUCAAUCAGACAAACCACCAUCUAAAUUCCCCUUCAAUUUGUUUUCCAUACUGCCUUCAGUUUCGCUUCGAUCGAUACCCAGCCUUUUAAAGAUUAAAAAUUCGGAUAAUAUGAUUCAGGAGUCCUGCUGUACUUGUGCGCGUUUGCUUGCACAGAUAGGAAGUGAUGGAUCGGGGAGUGAACCGCCUUCUUAUUCGGCAUCUACAGCGGGAAUCGACCCCCCUUUUGAAUCGAGGAGAAGGAUUUUGAGUUCCAGUGAGAGAGCGAAGGAAGACGAAGUAUUUUCGGAGAAGAGUGGAGCAUAUGAUUGGGAGAAAAAGGAAGACAUGAUUUGGGAAGAAAAGGAAGGGAGUAGCAGGGGAGAAGAUAGAAGAUUAUCAUGCUGUGGCCGCAUUAUCUGCGGAGAAUGCAUGGAGCGCAAUGAAAGAUUCAAGAUAUAUUGUCCAUUUUGCCAGGUUAGGAACGGAGACACAACGAACGGGGAUACGAUAUCCGAUUCCACAGGACGCAAACCAGCAACGAAAGAUAAGCCGCCCUCUUAUGAAGAGACCAUUGGCAGCCACUCCUCGCAUUCUCAAACUUCCCUUCCAGUCUAUAGCCACUCUCUCUUCUUCAAAUCACAACAGCAAUCAGUGACACAGUCACAAAAAGAAUCGCAGUCACAGUCACAACCAGAUGAUAUACUUCACUUCCUCUCCCAUAGCAGCGAUUCCAUGACUUCCCUUUCACUCCGCUACGGUGUCCCAAUCGAGGUAUUGCGAAAGAAAAACGGUAUAACAAGCGACUACCUUCUUCUUGCUAGGAAAACAAUAUUGAUACCUGGGGAAUGGUACAAGGGCGGUGCGAGUUUGAGCCCGCGGCCAGUGGAAGGAGAGGAGGAGGAGAGGAGGAAAGCAAGUGUGAGGAGGUUUAUGGUGGGAUGUAAAGUUUAUGAGUAAGUUUGCUUGUGAUUAUUUUUGCUUGGGCGCUCGAAUGAGGGGGGGAUAGGAAGAGGUUCUAGGUUUAUGUACGAAUGUGAAGUGGGAGAUUUGGGAUUGGGUAAUGUGAAACGAAGAAUAGAGAGCUAACAUUGGGUCCUUCAUUAGAUAUGAUGUCGCAGUCCUCUAUCUUGAGCAAGCCAACUACGAUCUAGAGCUCGCUAUGGGGGUAUAUAGAGAUGACGAGAGAUGGGAAAAGGAAAAUCCCAUCUCAGAUAAAGGGAAGGGUAAAGGCAAGACGAAAUAUGAUGUUGGGAGAAGGAGAUUCACAGGACAGAGAUAAUAUAAAUUUUAGCCUGCACACAAUGAAUACUGUAAGAUUGAGGU
Molecule: messenger RNA, 2044 nt
Organism: Sclerotinia trifoliorum
Lineage: Eukaryota; Fungi; Ascomycota; Leotiomycetes; Helotiales; Sclerotiniaceae
Source: the annotation of a GenBank genome assembly